Clarias gariepinus (North African catfish) is the source of this 1104-nucleotide messenger RNA. RefSeq names its product nuclear receptor binding factor 2b (gene nrbf2b). Gene Ontology annotation, biological process: autophagy. Bases 106 to 870 code for a protein of 254 amino acids. NCBI's taxonomy places the organism in Eukaryota, Metazoa, Chordata, Actinopteri, Siluriformes, Clariidae. The record is from RefSeq and is a predicted model, not a curated record. The transcript is spliced from 4 exons.
GUGUGUUUUCCUCCUUGUGUUGUUGUCACAAGAGGAACAAUGUUGUUGUGUGAACAGCCUGGAGUUUAAUCCUCUCAUGUAGCCGAGAGGAGAGAAGAAUAAAACAUGGAGGUGGAGGACAGUCCUGUAAACCUCGCCCAUCAGCAGUGCAGGAAGGCUGAUCGCUUACUUGCUGCUGGAAAAUAUGAAGAGGCUAUCUCUUGUCACAGAAAAGCUGCAGAGCUGCUGAAGGAGGCCAUGAAGCUCACAGAGUGUGAACAGGCUCGCCUGUCUUUAGAGCUGCAGCGAGACAGCCACGUGAAGCAGCAGAGGUUGAUCGAGGAGCGGUGGAAGCGAGCGAAGCGAGAGAACAAGCCGCGCGGCCUCCAGGUGCUCCCUCAGUCAUCCUCAGAACCGACACCUCUCGCUCAGCUGAGCUCCUCUCACUGUCCCGAGCGCGAGUACGACACCUGGCUGUACCUGCUGAAAACCAGAGGCUCCUCCGGCGCCGCGCCCGAACACGCCUCAGGCACCAAGGCCCGCAAAGACGACAAGACGCGCCUGGAGGAGCAGCGCACCACCAUCGAGGAUCUGCGCCAGCUCCUGGAGCGUCUGUUAGCCGAGAACGAGCGGCUGACCCAGGAGAACGAACGGCUACGGCAGGAGAACGUGCGUCUGCGCAGGGAAAGCGACGCCCAUCUCGUAGAGAGCUCGGAGCUCUGGCUUCUGCCUUCGGCGCCUGACCAGCGCAAACCCGCAGGCAUCACCAUCCCACACCUGCCUCCGCUCGAGAUGCCCCCUCACGAGAUCCCGCUGGAGGAGCUGCCCGCGCUCGAGCUGCCCGAAGACAUCCAGCAGGAGCUGGGGCUCCUGGAUAGAGAAAAGCUGUGAGGGAAAAAAAAAAAAACACUCUCACUGGAGGGGAAAAAACAUCCGCAUCGGCACGCUCCUGCUGCUCAGGUUUUCGAUCGUGGUCUUGGUGGCGUAAACAGCUAUAAGCGUCUGAUGCAAAUUAUAAUUUUUUUUUUUCCUCCGUCUCUCUCUCUUGUUCUCUCUCUAAUGAUCCUAGGUACUGCAUCUACUUAAUAAAGAGAACUUUUGCAGGUCUUGUGCCUUUUUUUUUUU